AUGGCGCAGCUCUGCAGCUCCGUGGGCGGCGCCCUCGGACGCCCCAGCUGGCUGCCUGUGCCAGACUUUGCUCUGAACGUCUUGCUGGGGGAGGGUGCCAAGGUUGUUCUGGAGGGCCAGAAGGUGCUGCCCAACCGCACCCAGGAGCAGGGCUUCAGGUUCAAGUACACCGAUGUUGACAGUGCCCUGCGGCAGAUACUCAAGUAA
Messenger RNA from Monoraphidium neglectum, 207 nucleotides. RefSeq lists its product as hypothetical. NCBI's taxonomy places the organism in Eukaryota, Viridiplantae, Chlorophyta, Chlorophyceae, Sphaeropleales, Selenastraceae. The record is from RefSeq and is a predicted model, not a curated record. The coding region runs from base 1 to 207 and encodes 68 amino acids. The transcript has 5 exons.